Messenger RNA from Cyphellophora attinorum, 960 nucleotides. RefSeq lists its product as uncharacterized. The record is from RefSeq and is a predicted model, not a curated record. The transcript is spliced from 2 exons. The coding region runs from base 1 to 960 and encodes 319 amino acids. Lineage: Eukaryota; Fungi; Ascomycota; Eurotiomycetes; Chaetothyriales; Cyphellophoraceae.
AUGUCAAACAAGUUCAACGAGCCAUGGACUCAUAACGAGAAAAUCCAGUUGCUUUUGAACAUACUACAAGGCCAGCAUCCCGACGUGGUCGGCUACCUGGUCCAUCACAUCCAAGAGCGCGGAUUGCCGCAAUGGCAAGACAUUGCAUUGCCAGCAGGCCGUUCGCUGCACGCGUCACAGGUGAUGUUCCAGAGCCUGGUCGACCAGCAACAUCGCGCACCACAGUCCUUCUCGUUCGCUCCUUCGAGCGCAUCGCCUUUCUCGCAUACUUCAUACCAGCAAUCGCGUAAUUUCACGGAACCGGUACCACACAUACAAGCACCGAUACCGCGAGUCCUCAAGCCACGCCCGGCGCGUUCAGACGACUCACCUGCACCAGGAUCGACGAAUGGAGAGACGCCCCUGACGAUUGUACAGACAGCACCGUCCGAAUUAUCGCUCGACAGGCCUAAGAAGCGCGGUCGUCCGACGAAGGAAGAGGCAGAAGAGCGUGAUCGGCUUCUCGCAGCAGAGGGCAAGGUCUACGAGCCGAAGAAGAGGCCUUCAAAGAAGACCAGGACUUCGACAGGUGCUCCGGUACCUGCGGAGGAAGCUACUACGGCAUCGGCUUCGUCGGAUGUGACACAGACACCGCUGCAGCGCAUCGAUUUCAGAGAAGACUCUUCGAGCGGCAAAAGACGAUCAAGGAGGCAGGAAAGCCAAUUGGCUUCAAAGCCUGCUCUGCCUGUAGGGGUGGCUACACCCCAGCAAACGAAUUACGAUAAUCCCCUUCCUAGUCCUUCAGAUCGAUUCAUGGCACGACCAGGUGAACGAAGCGGCGCCAGCGAUGCUGCUCCGACGCCUGCUGUAACGGCCAAUCCACCUUCGGCUUCUUUUACGAGCUUCAGGCUCGACAAACCACCGCCUGCGGCAUCAGAGGCCGCAAGCUUGCUUUCGAAAGACAAGCAACAUGCUCCUUGA